CUGUGUUUUCAAACGGGCCCUUCGAAAAUGUCAAUUUGGUCAAACGUAUAUAAAUUCUUCUUUCCACUUCUGGGUUGUUCGUUUCCCUCCGGCGAUCAUCUCCGGUAGCGUUGCCGGCGACUUCCAUACCUCCUCAUCCUCUUUUAAUUCGCAUGCUUGUUCAGCUCAAUUCGGAGCAGUAUUGAUUGCUACAAUCAAAAUCGGAACAUUCCAAUUUCGAUGAUAAUUUAGAUCCCCGAGAACUGUUGAUUUUCAUCAAUUCGAUUAAUCUGUGUAGGGAAGAUGCUGCUACGAGUUCCGCUCUUCAUCUUCUUGUCGUUGCAUUGCAUUUCGUUGAUCGACGGAUCGGCGGCAUCUCUUCCUCCCGUAGAUCUUCUCGGAAUCUCUCCUCAAGAUGAGAAGUAUUACAGUGGAUUGUCGUCCGGAGCCGCCAUAAAAUGCAAAAACGGAUCUAAAACAUUCACUGGGGCUCAGCUCAAUGACGAUUUCUGCGACUGUCUGGAUGGCUCCGACGAGCCAGGAACCUCAGCAUGCCCCAAUGGCAAGUUUUAUUGCCGGAAUGCUGGGCAUACACCUCUUCUUAUAUAUUCUUCUAGGGUUAAUGAUGGCAUCUGUGAUUGUUGUGAUGGGAGUGAUGAGUAUGGUGGCAAAGUGAAGUGCCCAAAUAUGUGUUGGGAGGCUGGCAAGGAAGCUAGAGAUAAGUUAAAGAAAAGAAUUGCAAUAUACCAGGAAGGUGUUACUAUAAGGAAAUCAGAAGUUGAAAAGGCAAAACUAGCAAUCUUCAACGAGGAAGCAGAACUAGUGAAGCUAACACAAGAGGAGAAGAUACUUAAAGAAAUAGUUGAACAAUUGAAAGAGCACAAGGAACAGAUAGAAAAGGCUGAGGAAAAAGAAAGAUUACAAAAAGAAAAAGAAGAGAAGGAAAAGAAAGAAGCCGAAGAAGCUAAGUCGAAAGAUACCAAAACUGAGGAGAACUACCAUGAAGAUUCUGUAAACAUGGAAAAUGGCAUCCAUGAUGAAAUUUCAUCAGAGAAAGCUUCUCCUAUAGAGAAUGUGGUAGAAGAUCAUAACAGUAAAGUGGACAAAACUGAGAGUAGUGACAUUCCAACUAUGGAUGAAACCCAUGGUGAUGAAGCAGGCAGGGUGGGUGAUGACUCCCUCAAGCAUACUCUGGUAGAAGAGGAGAUGCUGUCUGCAAAUGAUGAUGGAUCUGAUCCUAAAAGCAGCAGUGAGGUAAAAGAUGCAACUGAGGACACUGAAUCCUUGUCAAAGGAAGAGUUGGGCCGUGUAGUUGGUUCUCGUUGGACUGGAAAAAAGAACGAGAAGGAAUCCAGUGAGGCAGAUGCCAAUAAAGAUUAUCAUGGCGACCAUGGUGAAGAAUACAAUACGUAUGACUCAGAUGAUGAUGAUUCUGAAGACCAAAUGGACGAGUUUGGCGGGGAAGAUAACAGUGAUUCACAUUUAUUAUCUGAUGAUGAUGAUACUAAAGAUCAAGGGGAUGAUUUUGUGGGAGAAGAUCAUGAUUCAAGUCCACCAUAUUCAUCACCAUCGUCAUCUUCAUAUGAUGAUGAUGAUGAAUUGGAUUUAUCAGAUAUAACUAGCUCAAGGAAUCCACAUUGGUUGGAGAAGAUAAAAAGAAAUGCUCAGAGAAUUUUUCAGACUUUCAAUUUGUUCCGAACUCCAGUAGACAUAUCUGAGGCUGCCCGUGUACGCAAAGAAUAUGAUGAUUCAAGUGCCAAGUUAUCAAAGGUUCAAUCGAGGAUAUCUAAAUUGACAAAAAAGCUGAAACAUGAUUUUGGUAGGAAUUGGGAUAAAUUUGAGGACUCAUACAGAACCAUGAUUUUUUCAAAUGGAGAUCACUGCUGGAAUGGACCACAAAGGAGUAUGAAGGUCAAACUAAGAUGUGGUUUAAAAAAUGAGGUAACUGACGUAGAUGAGCCCAGCCGGUGCGAAUAUCUCGCAUUUUUAUCCACACCAGCUGUCUGUGCAGAAGAAAAGCUAAAGGAACUCGAGGAUCGACUCAAAGUGCUCAACAGAGAGCUACCACAAGCUCACGAUGAACUCUGAAAGUAUCCUCUUUUUUUCCAUCGAACACUAAAACUAGGAAGAAAAAGAGACUUUUGCUUUAGAUUUAAGUUCCUGGUUUAGAAAGAUUAUCAAGUGUUAAGGGCUUUAGGGUCCUCAUGGAAGGGAAAGAAAAUGGUAACCAAAGGCCAAUGCUUAGGACUAAGGCCUUGUUUGGGGAGAGCGUUUUCAAUUAGCAUUAACGUUUUGGAUAAAAUAUUAAACGUGUAGAUUAAUUCGGAAAACGCUAACACUAAAAGCUACCGUCAGAUAGUCUUUUCAAAACGCUAAUGUUAAUUUCUAACGUUGAUGCCAAACGGGCCUAAGUGAUAAGCAGUGGUCUUGUUUGGAUAUUUUCUUUGUUUCCUUCCUCUUAUUCACUAAAUGGCAUAUCUCCUUCCACUUUAAGCUCACCAAAGUUUAAACAUCUCCCAGCUCGUCUUAUUGG
Molecule: messenger RNA, 2512 nt
Organism: Cuscuta campestris
Lineage: Eukaryota; Viridiplantae; Streptophyta; Magnoliopsida; Solanales; Convolvulaceae
Source: the annotation of a GenBank genome assembly